Epinephelus lanceolatus (giant grouper) is the source of this 1446-nucleotide messenger RNA. RefSeq names its product 5-hydroxytryptamine receptor 3A-like. Gene Ontology annotation, molecular function: transmembrane signaling receptor activity; extracellular ligand-gated monoatomic ion channel activity. Gene Ontology annotation, cellular component: membrane. The record is from RefSeq and is a predicted model, not a curated record. NCBI's taxonomy places the organism in Eukaryota, Metazoa, Chordata, Actinopteri, Perciformes, Serranidae. Gene Ontology annotation, biological process: monoatomic ion transmembrane transport.
AUGCUUGCAGGUUUCCUCUUUCUGCUCCUCCUCACAGAUCGAAGUACCUUCAGUUACUCAGAGCACACAGAGCUUCCUGAUGAUCAACAGAAGUCAAAUCAGAGCUUUGAGGAAGAUGGAAGUACCUCCAAUUACUCAGAGAAACCAGAGCUUCUUGAUAAUCUACUGAAGUCAAGUGAAAACUCUGAGGAAGGUGGACAUUAUUUUGAUUAUCGACAUUUCUACUACUUCGAUGACAGUGCCGAAGUUGAUGUUUCUGCUGUAGAUGAGGUGUCCACUGAGCUUCAGUGUGGUUAUGAGGAUGUUUUAAAAUUCCUAAACCUGAACAAAAACAAUGAACUGUACACCUCAGCCCGACCUGUUAAACACUUCAAAACGAAUACAUCAGUAUGCCUCACAAUGGAGGUCUAUGACGUCCUAGAUGUGAGAGAGAUCGACCAGACUUUGGUUCUUCACGUUUGGAUUUAUAUGAGCUGGCCAAACGAACACAUUGGUUGGCAUCCCCCUAUGUUUUGUGGACUUCAACAUAUAGUAGUUCCUUCUGCACUAUUGUGGAAGCCAGAUCUCAUCAUUGAAGAGGUGACAGAGAAGAACAAGGCUCCUCCGAGUCCUUAUAUUGCUGUUAGAUUUCAUGGUCUUGUUGAACUUGCAAACAAUCAGGUGCUGGUCAGUACCUGCAGGAUUCAAGUUUACAAAUUCCCUUUUGAUAUUCAAAGUUGCACACUCUCCUUCAAGUCUGCUUUACACAAUGAUAAAGAAAUAAAGUUUGAAGCCAUGUUAGAUGCUUCAAAGAUCAAGGUGAUGGAGAACCAGUAUGAGUGGCUGUUCGUCAACAUGACAGUCAAAAAGAUGACAGUCAAACAGAAAACCAGCAACGUCUUCAAAUACAACCAAAGCAUGGUUGUUUAUACUAUCACCAUGAGGAGGCGGUCUGCCCUCUACAUGGCCAACUUCAUACUACCCAUCCUGUUCUUCUUCUGUCUGGACUUGGCCUCCUUCCUGAUCUCGGACACCGGGGGCGAGAAGCUCAGCUUCAAGGUCACUGUGCUGCUUGCUGUCACUGUGAUGCAGCUUAUUCUCAAUGACAUUCUGCCCUCUUCAGACAGGAUUCCACUUAUAGCGGUCUUCUGCAUUGGGAUUUUUGGUCUGAUGCUGCUGAGCCUCCUGGAGACGAUUUUGGUGAUGUAUCUGAUUGAGAAAGACUUUGCAUCUCAAGAUAACAAUGGAGAUAAAGAACAAAGCCUGAGUGAGGACUGUGGAGACAAACAAGGAAAAGACAACAUACACAGCUAUGAUGGAGAGAUGAAGAAAUGGACCCACUGUGCUUGCACCUUUGAUGUGUUUUCUGAUGAGCCUUCAUCUGACCUGCUGUCGGUGGCCAAAGAGGUUAGAAUUUGGUUUCUCUUUAAAGGGUCGGUCCAAAAAAACAAAAACAGGACAGCAUAG